GAAACAGAGCGGUACCCUGUGCACCCCAAGCUCCCAGAAUGGUACACCUCCAUCUCCCUCGACAGCCUCGCCAUGAAGGCCCUCAACCGAAAGCGACCGGCAGCCCUCACAGCGCUAGACUCGCUCAAAGCAUUCAUAAUCCACUGCGAGCAAGCACUCAUCAGCAAGCCCUCGUCGCACCUCCCCGCGCUAUGGGACAAACUGCGAGAUGCCGUCCACAAAGCCGAAAUCACUCUGGUCGUGACCCCGCACAUACUGCGAAAAGCCAACAUGCUAUCCCCGGCUGUCGGACUCCCGCGCAUCUUUCACAAGGACGCGGAAUUCCCGCCAGACCUCAAGGCCGACGCCUACCAGCUGUACCUGCGGUGGCACAAGGGCGACCUCACGCAGGACCUGCUGCGCGGCAUUGUAACGCGGAAAGCGCACAAUCGCACCAGCGACAGCAUCUGCGGCGAGUACCGCUCCAAGUUCCCCGUCAACGCGCGGUACCACGGACACGGGGCGCUGGUGGCGGGGCAGUGGUGGCCGACGCAGCUGUGCGCGGUGCGCGACGGCGCCCACGGGAGCUCUCAGGGCGGCAUUUUCGGCGACAAGAUCGAGGGUGCGUAUUCCGUCGUGCUGUCUGCCGGUGCUGCAUACGACGACAUCGAUGCCGGCGACGUGGUGCAGUACAGCGGCACCAAAUCUGCCUCGUCGACACCCACAGACAACACCAGAGCACUGCUUGCCUCGCGCGCCCUGGGCAAUCCCAUCCGCGUCAUUCGCUCGGCGCAGCUGGGCCCCCAGAAUAGGUUUCGCCCGCACCGCGGCCUGCGCUAUGAUGGGCUGUAUGUCGUUACGCGGUACGAGGUGCUGGAUGCGGAGACGGCGAGUUAUCGGUUUCGGCUGGAGCGGUGCGCAGGCCAGGAUGCGAUUCGGUGUGAGGGCAAGGCGACGAGGCCGACGGUGUGGGAGGUGCAGGAGUAUGAGCGGUUGAGGGAG
This is a messenger RNA of Exserohilum turcica Et28A, 981 nucleotides long. RefSeq lists its product as uncharacterized. Lineage: Eukaryota; Fungi; Ascomycota; Dothideomycetes; Pleosporales; Pleosporaceae. The transcript has a single exon. Gene Ontology annotation, molecular function: ubiquitin protein ligase activity. The record is from RefSeq and is a predicted model, not a curated record. The annotation marks the transcript as partial. Gene Ontology annotation, biological process: protein ubiquitination; negative regulation of gene expression via chromosomal CpG island methylation.